This is a messenger RNA of Dryobates pubescens (Downy woodpecker), 775 nucleotides long. RefSeq names its product transmembrane protein 11 (gene TMEM11). Gene Ontology annotation, biological process: inner mitochondrial membrane organization. NCBI's taxonomy places the organism in Eukaryota, Metazoa, Chordata, Aves, Piciformes, Picidae. The record is from RefSeq and is a predicted model, not a curated record. The transcript is spliced from 2 exons. Gene Ontology annotation, cellular component: mitochondrial inner membrane. Bases 58 to 639 code for a protein of 193 amino acids.
AGCGCGGCGGGCCCGGGGCCCGCUGGCGGAGACAUUUGCGAGCCGAGUGUCUCCAAGAUGGCGGCGUGGGGAAGGAGGCGCGCUGGCCCCGGCAGCACCAAUAGUGGUGGCGGCCGGGAGAGGGUCACCUUGUCCUCCACAGACUGCUACAUUGUGCAUGAGAUCUACAACGGAGAGAACGCUCAGGACCAGUUUGAGUACGAGCUGGAGCAGGCCCUGGAGGCGCAGUACAAGUACAUAGUGAUCGAGCCCACCCGCAUCGGGGACGAGACCGCCCGCUGGAUCACCGUGGGGAACUGCCUGCACAAGACAGCCGUGCUGGCAGGCACCACCUGCCUCUUCACCCCCCUGGCACUUCCAGUAGAUUAUUCUCACUACAUCUCCCUGCCUGCCGGGGUGCUGAGCGUGGCUUGCUGCACCCUCUACGGCAUCUCCUGGCAGUUCGACCCCUGUUGCAAGUACCAGGUGGAGUACGAUGCCUAUAAACUGUCCCGCCUGCCCCUGCAUACGCUCACCUCCUCCACCCCCGUGGUGCUGGUGAGGAAGGACGACCUGCACAGAAAGAGACUGCACAACACGAUAGCCCUGGCUGCCCUGGUGUACUGUGUAAAGAAGAUCUAUGAGCUCUAUGCUGUAUGACUGCAGCAGGGGGGAAGAGAGAAAACCCACCGAGGCAAGCGUGUUAAAGACUCCCACAGUAACGUUUUGUUUUUCCUCUUUUGAGAAGCAGUGGAGACUGGAGAAGGAGUUGGGGUUGGUUGGAGUUGGGGUUGGU